Strongylocentrotus purpuratus (purple sea urchin) is the source of this 4376-nucleotide messenger RNA. Its product is annotated as ras-related C3 botulinum toxin substrate 1. Lineage: Eukaryota; Metazoa; Echinodermata; Echinoidea; Camarodonta; Strongylocentrotidae. The record is from RefSeq and is a predicted model, not a curated record. Gene Ontology annotation, molecular function: GTPase activity; GTP binding; protein kinase binding. The transcript is spliced from 5 exons. Gene Ontology annotation, cellular component: cell projection; cytoskeleton; plasma membrane. Gene Ontology annotation, biological process: actin filament organization; cortical cytoskeleton organization; regulation of actin cytoskeleton organization. The coding region runs from base 1219 to 1806 and encodes 195 amino acids.
UAAAGUGAUUCUGACACUUCAAUGCCGUCCCAAUUGUUGAUAACAAAUUGGCCGUUGAUGAUGUAUACCCGCAUUAAUGUACCCUGGCAGUGAAGAGAGGAAGCUCCUGGUAAAAAAAUCAUUAGACCUGACAUUUAUAAAACUCAGCUAACAAACUCGUGCCAACAACUAUAAUGUGUUAUUGGUUGGAAAUACCCUGUUCCGUGUAGCUCCAUGUGUACAGGAAUUGGAAUUCAUGCUUAUAUGGUCGACUGCAUUAAUAGAAGAGCGUUGGUAUUUCUAGCACACUAGAACGAGCUGCUCAAACAUUAACUUCUGGUGAUUGUGUAUAUACGUGAUGUAAAUACACGGAUUCGAAUGUGCUUAGUGUUUUAAUUCGUAUUAUGUUGUGCCCUAUGUGCAGGGUUAUUGACACAGUCUGUAAACAUGAGUCAGUAACAAGGUGACAAGCUGAUACCAAAAUAGAGAGAAGGGAUUCUCAAACUGGUAACAGGAACAGGAACAACUUGGAGCCGUUUUCUAUACGAUCACGAUAAUUAUUCGGCUCGAAUAAAGUACACAAUUUCAAUAGGAAUGACUGUUCUUCAUUGAAGAUUUUUAUCUGAUCGCAUUUUAGGCCUACCCUCGAUCCCUAUGUUGAGGAACACUGUGAUAAUUCUGUUAACUGCAUACCAGUGAAAUUUGUUUAAUUUUACAUUGAGAAUCAUCGUUAUUAUAUCGAAGCCGUUUUGAUCGGGAGAUUAUAAACCUUUAUCACUGACGUCGAUACAAUUUUGUUCAUUCUGCUCAGUUGAAUUUAUGAUAAUCUUCAGAACGUCGUUCUUCUGUAGGAUACAUUUCGUCUAGAUAAUUAAGUUUCGGAAUCCUCCUAAUUGGGUGUAGCACUUGCUUAUACUUCAUCAAGAAGAGGGUCUAACUCUUUAGCGGAGUGACAGUUAUCGUGAACCUCUCGUAUGAAGAUAAUCUCUGCAGUCAUCAUCGUAUCUAAAUGGAAUACUUUUGUUACACCUUAGUACUCUUUCGAAGAUGAGAGUCUGGACUGUGAUUUAGCCACUGACUGAUCAGCAUUGACAGGUUACAAUCAGUCGAGCACCUUCAUUCCUGAAUACCCAUACAUGUGGUAUAUAGGAGACUGCAGCUGGUGAGAGCGAAAAGAGUCUUCUGAUUAAUAAUUCAUUGAUCUUAUCGACGAGUGUUGAUUUGUAAACCAUCACCAUCAUGGAUGCUGGCAAGGAUAUCAAAUGUGUGAUUGUUGGAGACGGAUUCGUGGGUAAAACCUGUCUGCUGAUUUCAUUCACUACCAGUAACUUUCCCGGGGAAUAUGCUCCCACAGUAUUCGAUCAUUAUGCCAUGAAGACUGUCGUAGAUGAGACUCGUGUAUCAUUGAGUCUAUGGGAUACUGCUGGCCAGGAUACAUACGCACAGGUCAGGCCUCUGUCAUAUGCAAAUGCUGACGUAUUUCUGGUCUGUUUUUCAACGGUUAACAUGGAUUCACGUGAUAAUGUCUCACUGAAAUGGGUCCCUGAGGUCCGUGUACACCAACCAAACACACCCAUUAUCAUAGUCGGUACGAAGACUGAUCUUAGAGACGACAAGGAAACAAUAGAUGCUCUUCAGAAACAAAAACAUAGACCUGUCACCACUGAAGAGGGCGUACUGAUAUCCAAGAGUGUGAUGGCUUUAGCAUACACGGAGUGCUCAGCAAAAAGCCAAGAUGGUGUCAUCGAGGUAUUCAACCAAGCAGUCAGAGCAUCACUCAAUCCAAACAUAUUCAAGAAAAAGAAAAAAAGAUGCACUUUACUCUAAUUGGUAGAAUACUUUAGUUAAAUGAAAUCAAUUUUGUACAUAAUUAUAUUUGACUUGAAAUGCAACGAUGAUAUGAAAUAUAUUUAUUCAUUAAUGUAAGUCUAAUGUCAGCUUUUGAUUACUAUUCUGUACUGUUAAUUAGCGUGAAGGGAGAUUUAUUUUCCACCAAUUUCCACCUCUCUCUCUCUCUCUCCCUCUCUAUUUCUCCCUCUCUAUUUCUCCAUCUAUGUCUCUUCUUCCUCAACCUUUCUUACUUGAAUAGCUCCUUCUCUAAAUGUACGUUGUUUUUAUUAAAUUGAAAAGAAACAAAUAGUAACUCACACUGAAAGUACAUAAUGAUGAUAUUCUAUAUAGUGGAGCAGCGAAUUAAAUGUUAAUUUUCUAUUUCAUCUGAAUUUUUUUCUCAGAUAUAAGACAUUUAAAGCAAGGAAAUGAUUACACAGGAUACAUAUCGGUAAAACGUACUAUGAAAUGCAAACUGGACUCUUAUAUUGAAUGUAAAAUAUUUUGAGGGAUGCUCAAUGGGUAAACUAUAAGAAGUUGAUUGUUAAUGCAAGGUUCAACAUAAUGUGUUGAAUGCUGUAUUAUGCACUUUUCAAUUAUAAGAGGUGUCUGUUUGUCCAAUUAUCUGUUUGUCCAAGUCAUACAUCAUAAUUAUAAUUAUCUAUCUAUCUUCCUCAUCUUCUUUAUCUUUCACCCCUCUUCCCUGUCCCCUCGAUCGCCCCCCCCCCCCAUCUCUCUCUCUCUCUCUCUCUCUCGACCCCCCUCGUUCUUUCUCAUCAGUGAAAGUGAAGCGCAGGCGUAUAUAAUGGUGCGUUAUUAUUAUUUUUGCAUUCUUUAAUAUUCUGAAAAUCACUGCGUUAUAGCAGGGAGUUGGAAUCCCACUCCCUGGUUACUAUAGCUGGUUAUAGGGGUAUUUCGUAUAUUUUGCCAGUAAACAUUGCAUGCAGGUACGAUUUUUUUAUGAGAAUAGACCUUUGUGAUUCAAUUAAUUUGCCAACUUUAGACAACCUCUGUCGGCAAUGUUUAACAUAACGAGAUCUAAUUUUAACCUGUCAAAACUUGCAAGUAUUUUGUUUGUGUAAUGACAAGCACUCUAUGUUUUGGAGUACCACGCUCCGUGUUGUGACUGGAGACAGAUUAAUAGAGCAGAUUUAUAAACGGAGACGAGACUUGAUUUACUUUGAAGGUCUAUAACCAUUGGUUGUUUUUUAUCUCUUGUAUGCGAUAUGUGAUAUUGAUGAUUUUGGUUCGUAGAAAAUAAGUAUCAUGGUUAUAAUAAUACUCGGAAAACCCUUGUCGUGAAAACAAAUUCGAUAUUCGGCAUUUCUUUCUGCUAAAUAAGCUCAUUACUGACUUCUUAUGGAGCUGAUUUGAGAAAUAUUGAUAUAAAGAGUUAAUGAUGUAGAAAUUAGAUAUUACAUGUUUUCAAGCACAAAAACAGUGAAAAUUGACGCACCUUCUUAUUGUCAUGACUCGUGCCAUUCAAUGAUUAAGAAGGUUGUGGGUUCGAAUCCCGAUUCUUUAUUUUGGUGCCUGGCAGAAAUAUUGUAUGAUUUGAUUGCUUCCUUGUUUUCUUUUAGUCGCAAAGUAAUGGAUUUUCACGAUGUACAAGAGCUGGAUGUCAUUCUUAUAAAAUGAAUGUUCCUUAUAUUUGAAACAAAAUACCCGUUCCUCAGCAUCACCAUGGCAAUCGGUGAUUUAGGUAUCCUGUUAUUUUAUCAAUUUACAAUUUGUUUCUCACAGCAUUUUACAAUAUCUUAUUGUUCGAAUUUUCAUCGUCUUUCAUUCUCCAUAUUGUGAGGAAUUCUCUGUGAUUUCUAGGAUACGUCUUUGUUAUAAGUUAGUAAUGUUCAUCCUGCAAGUGUAGAUGAGUGUUUAAUCGACUACCUAUUGCUGUACGUGUUUGUUUUUAAUGACUUAUUUCAAGUAUUUUGUUCGUUUGUACUCGAUGUUUAUUCUAAGAUUCUUAUAAAAUAAUGAUCAUGACAUUAUCUUUGAAUCCUACGAUAUUAAAGAUAAAGGUGAGUUCUGGUAAUGCGAUUGCAUUGUAAAAGAAAAGGUGUAUAGAAUGGAUCAGAAAAAGUUGAUCAUAUAGCAUUAAAGUAUUGGUGUGUAUUGCAAGGUUCAGGAGUCAUCAAAAUCAUCAUAAAUUUGACCCAGUCUUGUAAAGUAACAAUCACUGUACACAAAAAGAUAUGGGACAACAAAAAUUAUGGCUGGGCUAGUACUACCAUGAUUUCCUUAUCUUUCUAUGCUCAUUACUCAGCCAGUAUACAUUUUCUUCCAAAAUUGUUUGGCACAUGACAUUAUUUGUAAUCGUGAACAUUCAGUGUAAGUUUCGUUAGAUUAUGUGAGAAUUCAUUUUCUUUCUUUUUCACCAGAACUCAAGUUUAUCUUAAUAACGUCUUUACGUACAUGAUCAAUAUCCAACUUGAUGCAUCACGUGAUGCGAAUAAAACAAGAGAAAUCUGAAAUGACUGCACGUUGUCAUUUAUUCAAAGGCAAGCAAGGCCUCCGGUUGAUAUGAAUAAAUAAAUUACAGAGCUUGCUUUAUGCACUUUCUACCA